Molecule: messenger RNA, 447 nt
Organism: Podarcis lilfordi (Lilford's wall lizard)
Lineage: Eukaryota; Metazoa; Chordata; Lepidosauria; Squamata; Lacertidae
Source: the annotation of a GenBank genome assembly
AUGGUGUUUACAAGACAGAGCUAUAAAGAGCUGGGAAUUCCCCUCAUCAAAGCGGCUGAACCCUCUACAAGAGGAAGGCAGGUGAAAAUCUCACAAUAUUUUAAACCGAAAACAGACAAAAUAAAUAAUGCGGACAAACGACACCCCCACGAAUGGUCCAUAGACCGUACCAGGUACGGGGAGCUAAUGGAAACAGACGAAGAAGGGGUGGGAGUCAGUCUGGCAAUGGAAAUAAAACAAGUUGCCAUAGAAGAUGAAACCUCAGUGAACCAACCGGGGCUGGAGCAGGAACAAGAGUCACAAGAGGAAAACCCAGUAAUUAAGACAGAUGAGCCCUCCCAGGGACCAGGGCCCGGGGAGAAGACGGGGUUUCACACUGUGACGAAUGGGGACCCGGAGGACACAAGAGCCCAAGCUCGCGACUUGGAAUGCCUCCCUACAUACUAA